Pneumocystis jirovecii RU7 is the source of this 885-nucleotide messenger RNA. RefSeq lists its product as uncharacterized. Gene Ontology annotation, molecular function: DNA binding. Gene Ontology annotation, biological process: double-strand break repair via homologous recombination; DNA replication; nucleotide-excision repair. The record is from RefSeq and is a predicted model, not a curated record. The transcript has 6 exons. Gene Ontology annotation, cellular component: DNA replication factor A complex; nucleus; site of double-strand break. NCBI's taxonomy places the organism in Eukaryota, Fungi, Ascomycota, Pneumocystomycetes, Pneumocystales, Pneumocystaceae. Bases 1 to 885 code for a protein of 294 amino acids.
AUGGAAAGCAGAUUUUACAAUUACGGUGAUCUAACAAGUUAUAACCCAUAUGCAACAUCAUAUGGAUUACAGAAUACACAAGGAGAUGGAGGAUUUCUUGGGGGGAAUUAUGGGAGUCAAGGCGUUGGGGAAUUGAACCAGUCGUCUGUUAAGCGUUCAAGUGGAAAUACACUUCGUCCUGUUACAAUUAAACAAAUUCUUGAGGCAUCUCAGCAGCAUCCUGAUGCAGAAUUUAAGAUUGAUGGAGUGGAAAUUGGUCAGCUUAGUUUUGUUGCAGUUGUGCGUAAUAUUUCUAUUCAAUCGACUAACAUUACAUAUCGCAUGGAAGAUGGAACAGGUUUAAUUGAAGUUAAACAAUGGCUAGAAAUGGAGGCCAUUAUGGAUGACAAUCCUAAAAAAAAUACAGAUAUUGUUCCAGAUACAUAUGUUCGAGUUAUUGGGCAAUUAAAAGCGUUUAACAAUAAGCGGCACAUUGGUGCACAUCAUAUUCGUUUGAUAACAGAUUUAAAUGAAGUUCAAUAUCAUUUUUUAGAAGCGAUUGCAAUUCAUUUAUAUUUUACAAGAGGACCUCUUCAGAAUGGUGUUUUUUCAAAAAAUCAUACUUCUGUUGAUGGCAACAUGUCACAUUAUGAUUUUCAGGAUUCUAUAAGUAUGAAGGGCGCCUUGAAUGCUCAAAUUGCUCUCCAUAAUCUUUCUCCUUAUCUUCAAAAAGUGAUGGCGGCUGUCCAUGCUGCUCCUGAUACUAAUGAAGGCGUCAACAUUCACCAACUUUCCAAGGCUAUAGGUGGGGGAAACAUAGAGCAAGCAAUUGAAGAACUAACAAGUGAUGGCUUAUUAUAUACAACUAUUGAUGAUGAACAUGUAAAAAGUACAAUUCAAGUAUAG